Molecule: messenger RNA, 1191 nt
Organism: Vicia villosa (hairy vetch)
Lineage: Eukaryota; Viridiplantae; Streptophyta; Magnoliopsida; Fabales; Fabaceae
Product: formyltetrahydrofolate deformylase 2, mitochondrial-like
Exons: 8
Coding region: 115-1050 (311 amino acids)
Biological process (GO): 'de novo' IMP biosynthetic process
Molecular function (GO): formyltetrahydrofolate deformylase activity
Source: RefSeq, a predicted model, not a curated record
AAAUGUUUUAGACCACUUAUAUAAUUUUAGAAAAACGUAUACUUGACUUCAAUAAUAUCUAAAUAACAAAAACAAGUAGAGUGUUGUGUGAACACAAUUGCACAAGACACCCAAAUGAAAAUCUCAAGAUUGUGUUCUGGUUUCACCUCCCAACUUGCAAGAUUGUCCUACAGAAACUACAGUUCCUUCCUCACUCAUGGUAUCCAUGUCUUUCAGUGCCCUGAUGAAAUUGGAAUUGUAGCAAAACUAUCAGAUUGUAUUGCUUCUAAGGGUGGUAACAUUCUUGCUGCUGAUGUUUUUGUACCUCAAAACAAAGGACUCUUCUACUCUAGAACUGAUUUUGUUUUUGAUCAUGUUAAAUGGCCUCGGUUACAAAUGGAAGAUGAUUUCUUAAAGCUUUCUAAAACAUUUAAUGCUGUGAGAUCUAUUUUAAGAGUCCCAGCUCUUGAUCCUAAAUAUAAAGUUGCUGUUCUUGCAUCAAACCAGGAUCACUGUCUGAUUGAUUCAUUACAUGGAUGGCAAGAUGGAAGAUUACCAGUGGAUAUAACUUGUGUAAUUAGUAACCACGAUAGAGGUCCAGAAAGCGAAGUGAAGCGCUUCCUCGCAAGGCAUAAUAUUCCUUAUCAUUAUUUAAGAACAACAGAGAAUAAAAGAGAUGAGGAGAUCUUAAAGCUGGUUCAAAAUACUGAUUUUUUAGUACUUGCAAGGUAUAUGCAGAUACUAUCAAGCACUUUUUUAAGAGACUAUGGGAAGGAUAUAAUUAACAUUCACCAUUGUUUGUUGCCAUCAUUUAGAGGUGGAAAUCCAUGUAAACAGGCCUAUGAUGCAGGUGUGAAAUUAAUUGGUGCAACAAGUCAUUUUGUGACUGAAGGAGUUAAUGACGGACCUAUUAUUGAACAAAUGGUUGAAAGAGUUUCUCAUAGAGAUGACUUGCAGAGCUUUGUGCAGAAAUCAGAAAACCUCGAGAAACAAUGUCUGUCGAUGGCUAUCAGAUCUUAUUGCGAGCUUCGAGUAUUACCGUAUGAAGAAAUGAGUACCGUUGUAUUUUGAGGACAAACAUCAAAACUAUAUAUAAUGUAACAAUGUAACAAAGUCUGUAAUUCUUCAAUCUCAUUACUCAUUUUGUGUCUUUCUUUUUUGGUAUAAUAUAACAACAUUGUUAUGACUUAUGAGUUUCAUUGUUUGGCAAAA